AAGACCGAACUGAUCAGGAGGGUCUGGGAAGACAAGAGCCGGCUGCCCCCAGGCUCAGCAGACAGCUGGUAGAGGGGGUACAGCAGGACGUCUCAAGGGACUCUCAGGAUGAACACUACUUGACAUACUCAGUUCUCCCCGACCUGUCUGACUCCUACUGGCCUUACAGGAGCACCACCAUCUUCCUACCCGAGGAACUGGAAGUCUGUUCCUCUCUGGAAGUGACCAAAAAUCAAUUCCACCAUGAGGAGGAAGAAGACCAGGACCAGGCAUGCCCCAGGUUCAGCAGGGAGCUGCCAGUGGUGGAAGAGCAGGACAACCCAUGGGACUCACUGGAUGAAUGCUAUAUGAUUUCCUCAGCAUUUCCUGACCUGUCUGACCCCCACGGGAAUUCUAGGAGGGCUGACAUUAACUCUUUCCAAAAUCUGGACAUCUGUUCUCCUCUGGAAGCAGCUCAAAAUCAUAAUGAUCUUUUGGAGGAAGACCAAGACUGGAUAUGCCCCAGUCCUCCCUGUCACACCAGGUUCCCCAGGGAGCUGCCAGUAGCAGAAGGGAAUGAAGUCCCACAGGACUCACUGGACGAAUGUUAUUUGACUUCUUCAGUUGGCCAUGACCUGCCAGACACCUGGAGGCCGUAUACAAGUGCCUCAUCCAUAUUUGAUACCCUGGAAACUUUCUUGGGUCUGGAUGUAGAUG
Callorhinus ursinus (northern fur seal) is the source of this 696-nucleotide messenger RNA. The record is from RefSeq and is a predicted model, not a curated record. Lineage: Eukaryota; Metazoa; Chordata; Mammalia; Carnivora; Otariidae.